GGGGGCGGCGGAGGCGGCGGGGCAGCUAACCCCGCCGGAGGGGACGCGGCUGUGGCUGGCGACGAGGAGCGGAAAGUCGGGCUGGCGCCAGGAGAUGUGGAGCAAGUCACCUUGGCGCUAGGGGCCGGGGCCGACAAAGACGGGACCCUGCUGCUGGAGGGCGGUGGCCGCGAAGAGGGGCAGCGGAGGACCCCGCAGGGCAUCGGGCUCCUGGCCAAGACCCCCCUGAGCCGCCCAGUCAAGAGGAACAACGCCAAGUACAGGCGCAUCCAAACUUUGAUCUACGACGCCCUGGAGAGACCGCGGGGCUGGGCGCUGCUCUACCACGCGCUCGUGUUCCUGAUUGUCCUGGGAUGCUUGAUUCUGGCUGUGCUCACCACCUUCAAGGAGUACGAGACUGUGUCUGGAGACUGGCUUUUGCUGCUGGAGACAUUUGCUAUUUUCAUUUUUGGAGCUGAGUUUGCUUUGAGGAUCUGGGCCGCCGGAUGUUGCUGUCGAUACAAAGGCUGGCGCGGACGGCUGAAGUUUGCCAGGAAGCCCCUGUGCAUGUUGGACAUCUUCGUGCUGAUUGCCUCUGUGCCCGUGGUUGCCGUGGGAAACCAGGGCAAUGUCCUGGCCACCUCCCUGCGAAGCCUGCGCUUCCUGCAGAUCCUGCGCAUGCUGCGGAUGGACAGGAGGGGCGGCACCUGGAAGCUCCUGGGCUCAGCUAUCUGUGCCCACAGCAAAGAACUCAUCACUGCCUGGUACAUCGGCUUCCUGACACUCAUCCUUUCUUCAUUUCUUGUCUACCUGGUGGAGAAGGAUGUGCCAGAGGUGGACGCCCAAGGAGAGGAGAUGAAAGAGGAGUUUGAGACCUAUGCAGAUGCCCUGUGGUGGGGUCUGAUCACACUGGCCACCAUCGGCUACGGAGACAAGACACCUAAAACCUGGGAAGGACGUCUGAUUGCUGCCACCUUUUCCUUAAUUGGCGUCUCCUUUUUUGCCCUUCCAGCAGGCAUCCUUGGCUCAGGACUGGCACUCAAGGUACAGGAGCAGCACCGUCAGAAGCACUUUGAGAAGAGAAGGAAGCCAGCCGCUGAGCUCAUCCAGGCUGCCUGGAGAUAUUAUGCUACCAACCCCAAUAGGAUUGAUCUGGUGGCAACCUGGAGAUUUUAUGAAUCAGUUGUCUCUUUCCCAUUCUUCAGGAAAGAACAGCUGGAAGCAGCAGCCAGCCAAAAGCUGGGUCUCUUGGAUCGGGUUCGCCUUUCUAAUCCUCGUGGUAGCAAUACUAAAGGAAAGCUAUUUACCCCUCUGAAUGUAGAUGCCAUAGAAGAAAGCCCUUCUAAAGAACCAAAACCCGUGGGCUUAAACAAUAAAGAGCGUUUCCGCACCGCCUUCCGCAUGAAAGCCUACGCUUUCUGGCAGAGUUCUGAAGAUGCUGGGACAGGCGAUCCCAUGGCAGAAGACAGGGGCUAUGGGAAUGACUUCCUCAUUGAAGACAUGAUCCCCACCCUAAAGGCUGCCAUCCGAGCUGUCAGAAUUCUCCAAUUUCGCCUAUAUAAAAAAAAGUUCAAGGAGACCUUGAGGCCUUAUGAUGUGAAAGACGUGAUUGAGCAGUAUUCCGCAGGACAUCUUGACAUGCUUUCCAGAAUAAAGUACCUUCAGACGAGAAUAGAUAUGAUUUUCACCCCUGGACCUCCAUCCACUCCAAAGCAUAAGAAGUCUCAGAAAGGCUCAGCAUUUACCUACCCAUCCCAGCAGUCUCCAAGGAAUGAACCAUAUGUAGCCAGAGCAGCCACAUCAGAAACUGAAGACCAAAGCAUGAUGGGGAAGUUUGUAAAAGUUGAAAGACAGGUUCACGACAUGGGGAAGAAGCUGGACUUCCUUGUGGACAUGCACAUGCAGCACAUGGAACGCCUGCAGGUCCAUGUCACGGAGUACUACCCGACGAAGGGGGCCUCGUCCCCGGCAGAAGGGGAGAAGAAAGAGGACAACAGGUAUUCUGAUUUGAAAACCAUCAUCUGCAACUACUCAGAGACAGGCCCCCCAGACCCACCCUACAGCUUCCACCAGGUGCCCAUCGACAGAGUCGGCCCCUAUGGGUAUUUUUCACGUGACCCUGUGAACCUGACCCAAGGGGGACCCAGUUCGACAAAGGCUCAGCCCACCCUUCCCUCCUCGGGAAGUACAUAUGCAGAGAGGCCCACAGUUCUGCCCAUCUUGACUCUUCUGGACUCGUGCGUGAGCUACCACUCGCAGACAGAACUACAAGGCCCCUAUUCGGACCGCAUCUCACCCCGCCAGAGACGCAGCGUCACUAGGGACAGUGACACGCCUCUGUCCCUCAUGUCCGUCAACCACGAGGAGCUGGAGCGGUCUCCGAGCGGCUUCAGCAUCUCCCAGGACAGAGAUGAUUAUAUGUUUGGCCCCAGUGGGGGAUCGAGCUGGAUGAGGGAGAAGAGGUACUUGGCUGAGGGGGAGACGGACACAGACACAGACCCCUUCACGCCUAGUGGUUCUAUGCCUAUGUCAUCCACUGGGGAUGGCAUUUCGGAUUCUAUAUGGACCCCUUCCAACAAGCCCACUUAGAAAGGGUCACUGGAUGACUCCUGGUACUGUAGACAGACUUUGUACAGCUCACUUACUCUCACGCCUAGCACCUACCAUGGUGUAAGUGGCUGUGUCAAGCGCAUGCAUGUGCGCGGUGGCCCCCCCUACAAGCAGGGGCUUCUCACAGCCUUCUUCCUCCCUGUGUCACUGCAACAGAGUCGCUUCCUUUUCAGCAUGGUUUGCAUGACUUGACACUAUAUAAACGGCACUGUUAGUCUCUUCUAGAUACACAUUUAUCUGCUCCUCUUACUUUCAAUCAUGAUCGAACAAGUACAGGGAGACUUAUUGGUGAGCUGUGCUAUUUGUUUGGUUGGCUGGUUUGGGUUUUGAUUUGGAUAAACUGAGAGCAUAGUUUAAGUUAUUUCUAGGCUCCCUUCCCCUUUGUGUAAAAUGCUCCAGUUAAAUCAACUGUUCUCUAAAGCAAGGAAAUAAUUUUCUCAAUCAAAACAUACAGUGCAUUCCAAUGAGGCUGUCUACUGAGCAAACGGGAGGACAGGAACAAGAUAGUCAAUCAACACCCAAAGCCAAGAUUUUGAAAAUCAUUUUACUAAUGGAAGGCUGGUAAAAUUAUUUAAACACUCCCAAAAGGACUUGGUCUACUGUUUUACAGUACUGUGCCUCAGCUUCCUCAUCUGUAAGAUGUUGGUGAUCCAAAAUAUAACAUCACACGUGUUUUGGAUUGGUGAGGAGAAAUCUUACAUACAUACCACAGACACAGAAAAAAAUGGUUCCCAAUUUACGUAGCCAAAGAUAAUGAAAUUUACCAGAAGUGGGGUGCCCCCUCUAGGCAGGAGUUAUAUUUCAUGUCCUCAAAAUAAGUUUCCAACCCACUCUUCUGCCUGUACUUGAAUCCAAAGUGGAAAUUAGAAUCAAGAGCGAUCAUCUUUCCAGGUCCUCUAUUUAAAAGCGGGAGAUUUGGGCACAAGUCAAGUAACAUUUCAUAAGACACUUGGUUGUCAUGUGUAGAGUAAGGACUCCAAGCCGUCUGCCUGAUGAUGACUCACCCCUUGCCUGAGUUCCCCUCACAUUAUCCCAUUUGCACACUGGGAAGCAGAAGUUGUGCCGAGACACCAGCACUCUUUAUCCAUGAGAUAUAAUCUCCACUCUUUAUUCAAAGCGAGGAGGGUAUCUACUUUGAGUGCAAAGCAUGCUCACGUGCUGCUUUGUCGGUGGGAUCCAGGGUGGAGAAUGCAAACUAGUUAUGAAUAUGCAAAUAGGAAUCAUUCACUUUUACUCCCUCCCUUCCACCAUUUUCAAAAGGAAACUACUAGAACCACCCAAAGUCAAAAGAGUUGCUAGAGUGUCAGCCAACAGCCUAGAGAUCCCUGCCCUACUGCAGAAGGAUGGAUUCUAAGCACAAGCCACCCUGUGGCCUCCUGGGAGGUAUUGCUAUGUGCUGAAAACCUCUGAUUAAAAAAAAAAAAGGUUGAACUUUGGCUACUCUUGCUAGAUCACUACGCCACAAUAUUAGUAUCUCAGUCUUCUCAUGUAUCAAAACACUGGUUUUAAAUCAUUGCCAUGGUGACCAUUAAGGUGAUAAAAAUACCCUAAAUAUGUGUUUAUAUGCCAAUGCUGUUGCUGUGUUGUCAAGAUCCAUAGAUACCUUGGCAGACAUCUGGCUGAUGGUUUCAUAAACUCCUGAUCCUAGGAUCCUGCCCUGUGUUUGGUAGAGAUUCCUCAGCAAUUGGUUUCUUUCAAUCCACAUGCUGAGAUUGGUCCUGUACAAAGUACUGAGAAUAAGUAAUGAUGAAAGCUUGUCCUAUGAUAUAGGUACUUAAAUCGAAAUCUUUCAAUUCCACGAAGUAUGACAACACUGAGAAUGGUAAGGAAUAGCUUUCAUGGAUGGUAUCAUGAAAGGAUAUAUGGGUAAUGACCUUUAAGUUCAAGGCAGGCAAUAUAUUAAUAUAGUCACACACAUUGGAUACAUACCCUUGUGGUUUGCAAAUUGACUUUCUGACAAUCUGAAAGACAAAGGCUGUGGCCCUGUCUUCCCAGUUCUUUCAAUAUGACUUCAGAGGUGCCACUGGGACUAUAAAAAAAACUUACACCUCUUCCAAGGGACUUGAUUCUUGAAUCUGACUUUCCUAGAACUUUUUCAACAGAAAUAGCUGUCUAUCUAGCACCAAAUAUAUGCUACCCUUCUUUAUGUGUAUGAGAUUGGGUGGAAGUUAGAGAACAAUAUGUACCGUGUGAUUUUUUUUCCUAACACACUCACAUUCCUUCAGAACUUCCUAACAUUUGUAUGUUACACAUGGAGGCAUUUCUUCAGGAGUUCUGUGGAGUUCUUGGGCAAGAAUUCUGAGAACUGAAGCUUGCAUUGUUUUGCAAGCAGGCUAUAAGUAAGCAUUCUUGUUUUCCUGAUGAUUCAAAAUCAGAGGGGCAGAAAUUAGUUUGGUAUUGAUUAUCAGCUUAGCAGAUGUCAGUUGUCUGUAUCAGAUAGACACAGCCAGAUAUAUAGUGUGUAAAGGACUGCUGUGGAGAGCCCAUCUAAGAGAACAAACAGAAGAGUCCUUCUACCAUAAUAUUCAUUUAUAGAAUUCUACACCAGUGAACAAAACCUACUCAUCUAAACCUGUUGGUAUACUGCAUGGUCACCAUGGCUACCAUUGAGGAUGCAGACGUUCUAGUCCUGGGGCUGAAAUGAUGGUGUAUGUCCCAUGAAGAUCUUUUGUAAGUCUAGAAAAAAAAUCUAAGGACAGAAUAAUCCUAAAGAAUUGGAUAACAUGUACCAAAAAUCAUGCAAGUAGCUCUGCAGCUUGCUGAGGAAUUCCCAGCAGUUUUUGCAGAAACCUAGAAAUACUGACAAGCUAAUUCCAUCACAAGAACUGGGAAUAGUUUUCUUAGGUAAAAGGAUAAUCUCAUUUUAUAUAUUUGGCUGCAAUGCUUUAAAAUGUAGUACAUUUAAACUUUUAAGAAGUAGGGAUGGAGGUAUAGCUCAGUGGUAGAAUACUUGCCUACCAUACAGAAAGUUCUGGCUUUGAUUCCUAGCAUGGCACAACACACACAUACAGACACACACACACACACACACACACACACACACACACACACAUGCAUGCACACACAUUUGGGGGAUGAAUCCUAGCAAGAUAAAAAUGAAUGAGAGGAAUCAAUGCUAUUUAAAAGCUAAUUAUAUUGGGCUGAAUAAAAGUCAGUUUAAGUGUGAAAUUUGAUUAUUAAAUAUUAUACAGGUAAAUACUAAAAUCAUACAAAGACUGAAAUUGUGGGAGAAAAAGAAAAUAUUGAAUUGAGAAAACUCUUCAAUAACUAUUUUUAAAACUUAGAAUUCAGACCUACUAAAUAUGACACUGAUGUUUUGAAAUCUUAUUUUAAUGAAGUAAAUAGAGAAUACCAAAGUAUAUAGGUAAAACCAAACUAAUUAACUAACAAUUAUGCAAUUAUGUCUUCUCAUAUGCUUUAUGUACAAAGCAGUUCCUAGAUAUCGUAACUCAAGCGUAAGCAUCCUUUGAAAACAUGGCAUAACAGAAUCUACUCACAAUUUGCAAAAAUAAUUCUCAUAAUUUUAUGCUAUACUGAGAGUGUAAUAAAGAAGUAUUCAUUUGGUUAUUUCAUUUAGCAAGAUUUAUGAGGUACCACUGAACACCAAGGAUUGUGCAGCAGAAAUGCAGAGACCAGGAAUCCGGUUUCUGUUACAAGAAAGCUGGUGGCUUCAACCGUCAUUGAUCCUUUUAGACUUUUCCUACCUGAUUUUCUAUCUGCAGACAACUGUCUACUAAUAAUGCCUCCCAGAGGGGAGAAUUGGAAGUUCAACACAGAAGAAACUGGAAGCAAAAGCACUGAAUCAAAAUGAGGAUGAUCCUGUCGCCUCAGAGAAGGCAGAGAUCAUUGAAUGGAGAAUUUACUUUUGGGUUCAUCACUUUGGACUCUAAAACACCAAAUAAGUGAUGUAAGCGUGUGGGCUCUGAGAAAGGUUCCUGAAGAAAGUAUCCUUCUCCAUAUCCCUGAUGCACUGGAGGCCUGGCAAGUAGCUGAGACAUCUGUCUCACCAUAUUGACCAAAAAUGCCUUGGUACAGGUCAUGGCACAACAUCUAUUCGAAAAGAAGGAAGUCACUUUGCCAGUGAGAAUCUGCAGAUCAAAAUCCUUGGAGGAAAGAGAAGAAAUGAUCUCAGAAGUCAACUUUACUUUUGACAAGGCUGCCACAUAGACCCUGAUUCCCACAAUACAUUGCUACCCCAGAUGAUGCUGCAUAGAGUAGACCCUCUUUGGUUCUCAUGAAUAUGUUCCCAAGGCACCCAGGACCAUUGAUAUUUUCAUUGCUUUAGAGUUUGGGGGUAUCCUUAAGAAUUUAUCUUUACUUGUCUUCAAAAACAUGCUGUUGCCAGCAUGAGCUUUAACCUACAUAUGUUUUCUGCAUCAAAAAAAGAGAAAACAUUCAAAAUUCUCAUGCCGCUUUUACCCUAUUCAAAACUGAGCCGUCUAUACCCUAAACAUGACAGCAGAUAGCAACUCAGUAGUUCCCAGCUUCAGAAAUGUUAAAGACUAGAACACUUAUGAAGCUUUCAUAGGUUUUGAAAUCAUGGAGUGAUGAUGAUAGCGUCAAACAAAUGAAAGUAUAUUGAGAUGACUUGUAUAAAAAUUUGAGUUUUGAGACAUUCAAAACCAUUUCAUUCUAUUUCCAAUUUCAGUUGAGACAAUCAACUCUGUAUAAAGCCCUUAGUACAGUAA
Molecule: messenger RNA, 7277 nt
Organism: Myodes glareolus (Bank vole)
Lineage: Eukaryota; Metazoa; Chordata; Mammalia; Rodentia; Cricetidae
Gene: Kcnq3
Product: potassium voltage-gated channel subfamily Q member 3
Biological process (GO): potassium ion transmembrane transport
Cellular component (GO): membrane; voltage-gated potassium channel complex
Molecular function (GO): voltage-gated potassium channel activity
Source: RefSeq, a predicted model, not a curated record